AUGAAUAGUACAUUAAAUCCCCUGGAGGAAGUAGAGUGCGGGGCGGAGCUGGCGGUCGACGCAGCAGGUGAGGAGGCGGGGGCGGCGGUGGAUGACGCGGCGGAGGUCGGGGGCGGCGACGCGGGCCUCGCGGAGGAGGAAGGUGGUGGCGCGGAUGACGGUGGCGGAGGUGGGAGAGGAGAGGAGGUCGGGGCACAUAGGGAUGAUGCGGCGAGGUCGGGGAUGGUGAGGCCGGGGAUAGAGUGCGGGGCGGAGCUGGCGGUCGACGCAGCAGGUGAGGAGGCGGGGGCGGCGGUGGAUGACGCGGCGGAGGUCGGGGGCGGCGACGCGGGCCUCGCGGAGGAGGAAGGUGGUGGCGCGGAUGACGGUGGCGGAGGUGGGAGAGGAGAGGAGGUCGGGGCACAUAGGGAUGAUGCGGCGGAGGUCGGGGAUGGUGAGGCCGAGGGAGAGGAGGAAGACGACGGUGGAUUGGAUUUGGGAGACGGGGGUGGAGAGGAGGGGAGGGUGGGAGUGGAGGCAGUGGAAGGAGUCGACGCCGAGGGAGUCGAGGUAGAGGAUGAUUUCUUGGAUUUGGGAGGUUUGAGGCGUCGGGGGAGAAAUGGGAUUAGCAGGAGACUUGAUUGGGGGAGGGAGGGAGAUGGUUUUGGUUGA
Molecule: messenger RNA, 651 nt
Organism: Salvia hispanica
Lineage: Eukaryota; Viridiplantae; Streptophyta; Magnoliopsida; Lamiales; Lamiaceae
Source: RefSeq, a predicted model, not a curated record